GAUCAAAUCAAUCGUGAAGCUGAUAGUUCUUUCUACCCGGAAAACAUGGCGACUGCUGCGAGGCUGCUACAAUCACCUCAUCGGAAAUCGCCGCCUUUCUUCUCAUCAGCGACCCCAAUCGUAUCCUUCCCUCACCAUUCAUCGCCUUCUCCUCUUCGCACCGAUCUUAUCCUCCCUAACUCACAGCUCCAAACGGUCCAUUUCUCAAGCUCCGCCGUCGCAGGAGGAGGCAGCAGCACUGGCAACGGGAUCGGGAGCCGUGGCGGCGGCGGCGGCGGACGAGGAGGAGGAGGUGAAAGCUCUGACGAUGGCAUGUCGUCGUCGUCGUCAUCAUCCUGGGUUGGACCCGUCGGAGCUUUUCUCAACGGGUGGAGAUCGAGAGUCGCCGCUGAUCCCCAGUUCCCGUUCAAGGUUCUAAUGGAGGAAUUGGUCGGCGUUAGCGCCUGUGUCCUUGGCGACAUGGCGUCUCGCCCUAAUUUCGGCCUCAACGAGCUCGAUUUCGUCUUCUCCACUCUCGUCGUCGGCUGCAUUCCCCAACGCUCUCCGCUUCAACCCCCACCCUCCCUUCAAUCUUCGUCAAUUGCCCCCACAAGCCACAUGUUUGAAUCCGGACCGUACACUCUGUUCCAUCGACUUGGAACUUUUGUGUACAAGGGUGUUCUGUUUGCCGCCGUGGGCUUUGCGGCGGGGCUGGUGGGGACGGCGAUCUCGAACAGUUUAAUAAAGAUGAGGAAGAAGAUGGACCCUAGCUUCGAGACGCCGAACAAGCCACCACCAACACUCCUGAAUGCGGCUACGUGGGCGAUUCACAUGGGUGUGAGCAGUAACUUCCGGUACCAGACUCUAAACGGGAUUGAGUUUAUGCUGGAGAGGAGCUCGGUGGUGGUGCUGAGGUGUCUGAAUAACGUGCUUGGAGGAAUGACUUUCGUGAUACUAGCGAGAUUGACGGGGUCACAGAGCGUGGGGGAGGCGAAGCAGGUGACAUCGGUGGCUGAUGACGACGAAGAGAAGAAGCAACUUUGUUCAUUGCAAGGAUUUAUGCUUCAGAACUUGGAUAUUGCAAAUAAGAAAAACACUCUGAUUAUCAAGAGGUACUGGUACCCUCUCCCCUUCUGUGAGAGGGGACUCGGUAAUGGGGCUCCCUCACAAUACAGGAGCCCACCCCUUGUGAGAGGGGUGGGCACCAUAGAAUUCUCCCACGAUAAAAAGAGUUGUUUUGAGACUUGA
Thlaspi arvense is the source of this 1227-nucleotide messenger RNA. NCBI's taxonomy places the organism in Eukaryota, Viridiplantae, Streptophyta, Magnoliopsida, Brassicales, Brassicaceae. The record is from the annotation of a GenBank genome assembly.